This is a messenger RNA of Epinephelus moara (kelp grouper), 1890 nucleotides long. Its product is annotated as granulocyte colony-stimulating factor-like. The transcript is spliced from 5 exons. Bases 163 to 762 code for a protein of 199 amino acids. Gene Ontology annotation, biological process: myeloid cell development; macrophage differentiation; immune response. NCBI's taxonomy places the organism in Eukaryota, Metazoa, Chordata, Actinopteri, Perciformes, Serranidae. The record is from RefSeq and is a predicted model, not a curated record. Gene Ontology annotation, cellular component: extracellular region. Gene Ontology annotation, molecular function: cytokine activity.
GGGAUGACUCCGCGGAGAGUCACGGAGCCGUCGGUGCCCGUCAAUGGAAAACCCCGCGGGAGCGCGUGCGGAUAAAAAGUCGCUGCAAAUGGAAGCUGAGACGAGAUUUACCGAGUUCACCGGCGGACAGACACCGAGACACCGACAGCCGCCCUGACAGACAUGAACCCCGCCACAGUCGCCGCCCUGCUGCACUGCUUCCUGUUGGCAGAUUUAAUCCAGUCAGCUCCCGUCAGUUCGCCACUCACAGAGGCGGCCGAGCGAGCAAAGACGCUGGUGGAGAAAAUCCUGAGAGACAUCCCCACCGUGCACGCCGCCACCGUCACCACGCAGGGUCUGACCCUCGACUCCGCCGCACAGACGACCAACCUGCAGGUGAUGGUGACGUCACUGGGCAUCCCCGCCGCCCCCGUCCUCAAGCCGCCAUCUGAACGCUUCACACUGGACAACUGUGUGAGUCGCAUGGCGGCGGGCAGCCGGCUGUACCAGGGGCUGCUGGGAGUUUUAUCAGACCGGCUGAGCGGACUGAGUGACCUGCGGGCUGACCUCAGAGACCUGCUGACACGCAUCAACAAGAUGAAGGAGGCGGCUCAGCUCAGCGGCGGCAGUGCGGCGGAUCAGAGUCUGGACCUGGCCUCCCGUCUCCACGGUAACUACGAGGUGCAGGUGGCGACUCACCUGACGCUCACGCAGCUCCGCUCCUUCUGUCACGACCUGAUCCGCAGCCUGAGAGCUGUCUCCACCUACAAGCUCCGCCCAUGAGGUACACGCUAAGCCCCGCCCAGCAGAGGGGACGCCACGCUGCAGGAAACAUCAGGACGCCAUCAGCGUGGCUACAACAGAACCAGCUGAGCGUCUGAAGGCGGAGCUCUCUGGGUCAGAUCACCUGCAGCAAACAGGAAGUGGUCCAAAACAAAAACAAAAGAGUUUGAUUGUGGAACAAGUUUUAAAGGACGCAGAACGACUUCCUGUUCGGACUGAGGUCACGUCACAUGAUCAGGAAGAGAUUCACCUCCUCGUGUAGCUGAUGGCAGACGUUUACUGUGAAGGAGGAGCGCUGGGAUCAGUGGCGCCUGUGUCUGUCUGUCUGUGUGUGUGUGUGUGUGUGUGUGUGUGUGUGUGUGUGUGUGUGUGUCUGUCUGUCUGUCUGUCUGUCUGUCUGUGUGUCUGUCUGUCUGUGUGUGUGUGUGUUCAGCAGGAAUGUUGGGAAUCUUCCAGGAAUGAAGAAACUGAUGAUGAUGAUGAUGAUGUGCAGGUCUGAGCGUGUCCUCUGCUGCUCUCGUCUUUCACUUUCUGAUUCUGCAGCGUUCACACACACACACACACACACACACACACGCUCUGUCAGCUGUCUGAGCGUCUCGUCACGGCUGAUCAGGAAAUCUUUCUGAUCAUCGAUCAAUGAGAUGAGAAGUUUUCCAGUUUUCUGAUCAAUCGAUCGAGUCACAUCAGAGCCAUCACUUCCUGUUUCACAAUAAAAGCUUCUUCUACUGGUGAAUCAUGUGGAGGCUUUUAUUGUGAAACAGGAAGUGGUCUGAGCAGACUGCUGCUGUGUGUUGUGAAUAAAUAUAGAGUAUUUAUUUUAUUUGUUUGUAUUUAUGAAUAUUUGUUUGACUGAUGAAAACACGUCCGCUGCUGCAGAUUCUUUAUCAGAGUUUAUUUAUUUAUUUAUGCUGAAAUAUUUAUUUGACUUUGAUCAGUUUGUUUGUUUUAUGAUGUCAGAUGUGUGUGUGUGUGUGUGUGUGUGUGUGUGAUGAACUGAUUUAUUUAUUUGAACUGAUUUAGUUUAAAUUAUAAAUAUUAAUAUCUGUCAUUUUCUAACAGAAGUUUUGUCGUCUUUUUAAUUCGUGUUAAACACUGUUUUAUAUGAAAAUAAAAAGUUUCACUUUU